ACACGUAUUAAGUAGUCGUUCGCCGUCAUCGGUGAUAUCAAUUAUUCCUAAUCAUUGCAAAGAAGUGCCAGUUGAAGAUCUCAUACAAAUCUCAUUUUGUUGCUAAAGGACUUUUAUCUCAUUUUGUUCCUAGAAAUCGAUGUUGUUAAAUUAUUUUUGGUAGUUUUUUAACAGUUGGUGCAAAUACAACGCAACUAGUAUCUAAUCUAUGAUAAAAGAAGAGAAUUUUUGACUAAAAUUUAAUUCAAUAAUUUGCCAGUUCUAAAUUCCUGAAUUUUGAAGUUUUAUCGAAGAAAUAUUUUAGCUAGUCAUUUAAAAUAACGGUUGAUUCUUGGCACAUAAGAAGAAAUAAAGAAAAAAAGCUAAAGCUAUAUACAUGUAACACAUUAUUAAAUUUAAUUUGUAUUACGUAACGUAUAUUAAAUUUAAUAAUUUAUCCUGCAACUUAUUCGAUAUAGAUAUAUAUUUCUUAUAUAUAUAUCGUAGAAUUGAAAUUUUGUUACAAUGCAUACAGCAUUAUUUGUGAUCAUCGCUUGCAUUAUGUGUGCCUCCAAAGUAUCAAUGUUAUUGCCAAAUUCAUUUGCUAAUUUAUCUACAAUGAUUGUAACAUAUGCAGAAUUAAAGGAUAUAUCUAAUCUAAAUGAACCAUUGGAUAUAAAUCAAUUGAUAAAUAUAAAAAACGAAAUGUUUAGUCCUACGAGUACUUAUAUGAUAACGUCCUUACUUUUAAAUGGCGCUAAUGAAGGAUUGACGGAGAAUGAAUUGAAAUUUUUUCUAAAAGUUCCUAAUAAAAUGUCUUUAAAUGGAUAUCUAGCUAAACUUACUAAUUUAAAUAAUAUGAAAUAUAUGAAAUAUAUGAAAUUGAAACUAAGAACUGCAGUAUUUGUUCAAAAGUCAGUUCAACUAACUGACGAUUUUGUAUCAGUAUGCGAAAAUAAAUUUAAUUGUUUGAUUUCAGAAGUAGAUUUUAGAGAUAAUUUGCAUGUUGCACAUAAAAUAAAUUUAUGGGCCCAAAUAAUAACAAAUUGGAUGACUGAUUUCGUAAUUUCAGAUAUCGACAAAGAUACAAAAAUAGUGUUAAUAAGUGUUAUUUACCUAAACAGCAGAUGGCUAUACUUUCCAGAAAAAACAGAAAAACACAAAUUUCAUGUUUCUUCAUCAGAAUUAUAUUUUGUUCCAACAAUUAAAUUUGAAAAAUUUAUUUAUGGUGAAAUAGCUCAUUGGAAUGUCACGUUCAUUGAAAUUCUAUUCUUGAAUAACAAUGUUACAAUGACUGUAUUUUUGCCAAAUGAAGACAUGGAACCUGGAAAUCUAGAAUAUCUGGAAAAAGAGUUUAACCUUGAUGAAUUUCAGUCAAUUAGAAAUACAUACAAAAACGAUUAUUUUGAUCAUGAUAUGGAAUUAUAUCUACCUAUGUUUACAAGUGAAUGUAUUCACAAUAUGAGACAAUUUUUUCGUCAUAAGAAUGUAAGUGCUAUGUUCGAGGAUAUUGCGGAUUUUACACGCCUCUCAAAAAUUCCUCUAAAAGUGAACAAUAUCAUUCAAACCAUUUCCGUAAACAUUCACGAAGAAAGUUCGCAGUUUGAAGUUUUUGCCCUCCCAGUCAGAGAGAGAGUAAGAAUACCGUUAAGAAAGCCAGGUCCACUGCAAAAGUUGAUUGUCGAUCGUCCGUUUUUUUACUUUGUCACAGUAUACGGAGAGCUAAUGUUUGCUGGAAACGUGCGAGUACCAAAUUUUGUAUUUAUGAGAGAUGAAUUAUAAAUUCUAUUAUAUACUUUAUUGAAUGUUUAUAUCAUACAAUGCAUGUAUUGCUUAAUUUCUUUUAUAAAUUAUCAUAUUAAUGUAUAUAAAAUUCUCAAGCAUUAUUAAAUAAAUAAUCUGU
This is a messenger RNA of Cataglyphis hispanica, 1882 nucleotides long. RefSeq names its product alaserpin-like. NCBI's taxonomy places the organism in Eukaryota, Metazoa, Arthropoda, Insecta, Hymenoptera, Formicidae. The transcript is spliced from 9 exons. The record is from RefSeq and is a predicted model, not a curated record. Gene Ontology annotation, molecular function: serine-type endopeptidase inhibitor activity. The coding region runs from base 505 to 1761 and encodes 418 amino acids.